Heterostelium album PN500 is the source of this 2400-nucleotide messenger RNA. RefSeq names its product pepsin-like aspartic protease. The record is from RefSeq and is a predicted model, not a curated record. The transcript is spliced from 8 exons. NCBI's taxonomy places the organism in Eukaryota, Evosea, Eumycetozoa, Acytosteliales, Acytosteliaceae. Bases 1 to 2400 code for a protein of 799 amino acids. Gene Ontology annotation, biological process: proteolysis. Gene Ontology annotation, molecular function: aspartic-type endopeptidase activity.
AUGGGAUUUUCUAAAUUAAAUAUGUAUAUUAGAGUUUUGGCUUUAAUAUUGUUUUCGAUCCAGUUGGUUUAUUCCAAGAGUUAUACAAUGCCGAUAUUUCCUUAUAAUAAAUAUGCCGAUACCAUUCGAUCUAAAAUGGUCAGGGAGGUAGAUGCCAAUGAAGUUUCAAUGUUCUCAAUGAGAAUGAUUGGUGACCCUAUUGAGAUUAGAACAUACGUUUGGGUAGCAGAUCAAAGACAAGAAGUUGUUGUAGAUUCUGGAUCAAUUACGCUCAUUGUUCCAUCAGUUGCUUGUAAUACUUGCUCCCAACCAAAACCAUACUAUCGACCAUCUCCCGAUGUAGAGUUUAUUUCUUGUAAUUCCUCAGAAUGCUCACUAAGGAGUGAUUUUUGUGCAAAAACAAAAGUACAUCCAAAUGGAAUAUGUGCAACUCAAAUUCAUUAUUUAGAUAAUACUGUUAUUAAUUCAUUCCUUGUUAGAGAUAAUUUCAAGAUGGCAGAGGAUAUGGAUAAUAUCCCAAUUGUUUUUGGAUCUAUUUUCAGUCAAAUAGGAGGCAAUCCAUUAAAGUUUGGUAUAAUGGGAAUGGGAAAUACUUGUGCCAAAUGUGUAAAAUCACCAAUUGAUGCAGUUUUCGAAGAAGUUAAGAAUAUGCAAAGAACUUUUGCACUCUGGUUGGAUGAUCAGUACAGUGGUGUUAUGACUAUUGGUGAUUUAGAUCCACAGUUUAUCACAGGUUCAUUAAAGUACUCCCCACUGAUGGCAAUCGAUACCAUCCACUAUGGUUUGCUGCCAAGCUAUGCAACAAUAACCAACCCAAAUGGUGAGAGUUUGGUAUUAACUUCAAAAGAGAUUGGUGUUACUCUACUUGAUACAGGAUCUUCAUACACUUUACUUGCUGCAGAUGCUUAUGAUUCAUUUAGAAAGCAUCUAUCUCAGAAUUGUACUCUUCCGGGUUUAUGUGGAGAAAAAACUUUAUUUGAUGGUUUUUGUAUUUCUAUACCAGAUUCUGUUGUUGAAAAGUUCCCAACUAUUGAACUUGGUUUACUUGGUGAUGUCACUUUGGAAAUACCGCCACAAUCAUAUAUUGUCACUGUCUAUGAAAAUGGAAUCAAAUUCCAUUGUUUGGGUGUAAAGAAAUCGCCACUAGCCAAGAGAAGUAUUGUUGGUUUAUCAUGGCUGAGAAAUACUUAUGUUGUGUUUGAUAAAGAGCAUAAUAGAUUGGGUAUUGGUAAGAGAGCACCUAAAGAUAUCGGCACACACACGCCGCCUAAUCAAGGAAGUGAAAACUCUACUGUUACAAAGAAGCCUAGUCAUUCUGGAGUUCAACACACUAGAAACCCACACAAUGAACCUUCAAUUGAAAUCGAGAAAAUGAUCAAGAUACCAUGUAAAUUCGAUGUCAAUCACGUCUUUAAGGAAAUUGACAGAACCACUGGACUUUCAGAUUUCGAGGUGUCUAUCACCAAUAAUGGAUUCACGGAUAUUCAGGACCUAAAGAUUCUAAUGACAAACAAUCUGGUUGAAAUCAUGAACAAGCAAUACGAUUUCCAGACAUACUCGUUCAAUCCACCUCUUAACUUAUCGUCAAAGGCCCAAACCACCUUUAGAUAUCGUUCCAUAGAUAGAAAGGUAGUCAACAUUCUAUUCCCAGACAUUCCAGAGUGUAAUAAGUAUGCUUUGCAACAAGAUAAUCAGGUUCAACACCAAGAAGAUCAAUCAUUGAUGGAUCAACCACUUCAAGAGGAUAAAAAUCCGUUUGUUAUGGAGCCAGCCAUCUUGCAAGCUGACAGUACGGAAUAUUUAUUAAUACCUGAUUCACGAUCAAUUGAAGGUGAGCUUGAAGAGAUGGAGGAGAUUGCAGCACAAAAUCGACCAAGUUCACCACUAGAUCAACAAAAGCAACAACAAGAAAUUAAAGGUAUAGAUAGUGAUGUAUUGGGUCAGCCAAAACCAAUCACGAAAGUAAAGAAAAUUGAUAGUGUAUUAUCGAAUAGAAAAUUAUCUUCAACGUUUAUAGAAUGUCCAUUUGAGUAUAAUCAAAGAAAAGGUUAUGAAUGGAGAGGAUCGAAUGGAUUGACCUACAGUUUCUACGAAGUACAGCUCAUCAACAGAUCACCAUACAAUAUCACCGAUAUUAUUUUGUCGACAUUAGACGAUGUGAUGCUUGCAAUUGGAAUGGACAAGAAUAUGGAUGAAAAUGUCAAUACAGUCGUUUCAUUACCCAAAUCUCGAGUAUUGGCUGCUGGAAGUGAUUAUCGAUGGCUUUACUGCACAAGACAAGAUGAUUCUGUCACAUUCUCUGUGGUAUCAACCGGCAAUUGUAUAUCUAAUAACGCCACAUUAACCACAACACCAAAUUCUACUUCAUCACAACCAACAGCCACCCAAACUUCAAUUUGA